Neoarius graeffei (lesser salmon catfish) is the source of this 872-nucleotide messenger RNA. RefSeq names its product elastase-1-like. Gene Ontology annotation, molecular function: serine-type endopeptidase activity. The record is from RefSeq and is a predicted model, not a curated record. Lineage: Eukaryota; Metazoa; Chordata; Actinopteri; Siluriformes; Ariidae. Gene Ontology annotation, biological process: proteolysis. The transcript has 8 exons. The coding region runs from base 1 to 819 and encodes 272 amino acids.
AUGAUGCGUCUUGCGGUUCUUUUGACUUGUAUUGGACUCAUCUCUGCCACUGCUCUACCCGAACAGGUGGUGGAGAAUGAGGGAAGUGGGAAGGUUGUAGGUGGGUCCAAUGCUCGCCCAAAUACAUGGCAAUGGCAGGUAUCUCUACAGAUGGAUAACUGGGGCACAGGUUACUUUGCUCACAUUUGUGGAGGCAGCCUUGUUAGUGCCAAUUAUGUGAUGACUGCAGCCCACUGUAUCCUUGAUUUGGACGUCAGGAAAUAUAAAGUGGUUUUGGGGGAAUAUGACCUCAGUAAGCCCGAAGGCCGUGAGCAGGUUUAUGGUGUGACAAGGAUUGUAGUUCAUCCUGGCUGGACUGAGGAUCUUGCAAACGGAAAUGAUAUUGCCUUGAUGAAGUUGGACUCUUUGGCCUAUAGCAAUGGUUAUGUGUCCAUUGCAGAGCUGCCUUAUUCUGGACAAAUUUUGCCCAAUGGCUUUACUUGCUAUAUUACUGGAUGGGGACUUCUGGCUACUGGUGGUUAUAUGCCAGACCUCCUUCAGGAGGCGCCCAUUGGUGUGGUGGAUUACUCCGUGUGCUCCACUUAUGAAUGGUGGGGCAGUGUGGUCAAGAAAUCCAUGGUGUGUGCCGGAGGAGAUGGUUUGACUGCUGGGUGCCAGGGUGACUCUGGUGGACCUCUGAACUGCCUUACUGAUGGCUCUUGGAAAGUUCAUGGUGUAGUCAGCUUUGGCGCUGCUAUAAACUGCAACCUUUACACCAAACCUACAGUCUUCACUCGCGUGUCUGCCUUCAUUGACUGGCUGUAUUCUGAAAUGGUGUAAAAGCACAACGUGUUUUGUGGCUGUUGAAUAAAAGACCAAGCAAUCUGCACAAA